This is a messenger RNA of Theileria equi strain WA, 588 nucleotides long. RefSeq lists its product as hypothetical. Bases 1 to 588 code for a protein of 195 amino acids. The transcript has 2 exons. Lineage: Eukaryota; Apicomplexa; Aconoidasida; Piroplasmida; Theileriidae. The record is from RefSeq and is a predicted model, not a curated record.
AUGAAUAUGGGCGAUCUGGGUGAGGAUGCUGAACUUUUGCCAAAUAAAAAGAAUAAAUUUAAUGGAAAACACAAAAAUAAAACCUUUGUCAACUUUGAUUUCAAUGACGACGAAUGUGUAUUGCAAGAAUCAAAUGAUUUACAAAAUAAAAUCAAUCAAUUUGGUAUAAAACUCUUUUAUUCCGACAUAACACCAAAGGUGUAUAUGUCUUUGUUUUCUGCAAAUGUUUUAAUCUUAAUCGCCAGUGUUCUUCUGGACGACAAAAAUGUCGUAUCGAUAUUUAUAGAAAUUUUGAUCACAUUGAUCUUCGCUUUGGAAAUUUAUAUUAAUUAUAUUCUUCAUGGUCCAAAGUACUACACUUCUUUCGAGGGAUGCCUCGAUACAGCCAUGGUGUCGCUCUGUUUAGCGUUCAUCAUUGUUGACGGAGACAUUAAAUACCUAUUGGGGUACAGAAAUUAUGCUAGUGAUAGAUUUUCGGACUUCUUGGAGAUCACGAUAUGCGUAUCUAGACUGAUCAUACAAACAUUUCGCCUAAUACGUUUCUUUGCUAGACACAGACGUGCAAAGGUAUGUAUAAAUACUAUGUGA